AUGGUUCCAUUACCCACCUCAGACCGUGCCUUGCUCGGCGAACAUGCCUUCUACGAAACCGGCAAUUUGAAGCACGUUAUGCCUUUCAUGAAAUUCCAGAAUUACGACCUUGUGCUCAAGAGAUACAACCAUGGCUACGCCCACACAGGCCACGACUCGGGGGUCAAUCUCAAGGCCUCGUUGUUGAUGGUGGCCUUCGGAGUGCUUGUGCUCUACUUUGUGUCCAAGAAGAAGAUGAAGCCCAUCAUCUAG
This is a messenger RNA of Suhomyces tanzawaensis NRRL Y-17324, 252 nucleotides long. RefSeq lists its product as uncharacterized. NCBI's taxonomy places the organism in Eukaryota, Fungi, Ascomycota, Pichiomycetes, Serinales, Debaryomycetaceae. The record is from RefSeq and is a predicted model, not a curated record. The transcript is spliced from 2 exons. The coding region runs from base 1 to 252 and encodes 83 amino acids.